Molecule: messenger RNA, 1524 nt
Organism: Dovyalis caffra
Lineage: Eukaryota; Viridiplantae; Streptophyta; Magnoliopsida; Malpighiales; Salicaceae
Source: the annotation of a GenBank genome assembly
AUGGCCCAUCAAUUAUAUUCCCGCCAAAUCAACAAGACUACAUUACCCCAAACUUCCAACAUUCUGUCCUCAGCUCUACAACACUACAUCAACUCAGAUACCCCUUUUCAUGGCCAAAAGAUCCAUACCCAUAUUAUAAAAACUGGGUUUCGUCCCAAUGUUAAUAUCUCUAUCAAACUUCUGAUCCUUCAUUUAAAAUGUCGGUGUUUGCAGUAUGCACGCCAGAUGUUUGAUGAAUUGCCUCAACGAACUCUUUCAGCUUAUAAUUAUAUGAUUGGUGGGUACUUGAGACAAGGUUUACUUGAAGAAUCGAUUAGUAUGGUUCGUAGGUUGGAUCUUGAUGGUGAAAGGCCUGAUGGGUUUACAUUUUCGAUGAUUUUGAAGGCUUCUACUAGUGGUGCCGAUGUGAUAUUGCCCCGUAAUACAGGGGGUUUAGUGCACGCCCAGAUUUUGAAAUUGGAUGUUAAGGCUGAUGAUGUCCUUUAUACAGCGCUUGUUGAUUCGUAUGUGAAGAGUGGUAAGGUUGGCUAUGCAAGGAAGGUUUUUGACAUGAUGUUGGAAAAGAAUGUGAUUUGUUCGACAUCGAUGAUUUCUGGUUACAUGAGUCAUGGUUCUGUGGAAGAUGCUGAAGAGAUUUUUAGGAAGACAGUUGAAAAAGACAUCGUGGUUUUCAAUGCACUGGUGGAAGGUUAUAGCAAAUCGGUUGAAACAGCUAUGAAAGCGCUUGAGGUUUAUGUUGACAUGCAGAGAUUUGAUUUUAGGCCUAAUGGGUCGACUUUUGCAAGUGUCAUUGGGGCUUGCUCUGUGUUGGCAGGAUUUGAGAUAGGUCAGCAAGUUCAGUGUCAGCUUAUGAAGAGUGAUCUUUAUAAGGAUGUGAAAAUGGGAAGUGCUCUUAUAGACAUGUAUUCAAAAUGUGGUAGAAUUGAGGAUGCAAGAAGAGUUUUCAACUACAUGCCAGUGAGGAAUGUGUUUUCCUGGACUUCAAUGAUUGAUGGAUGUGGGAAGAAUGGAGAGCCCAGGGAAGCGCUUGAGCUGUUUCAUAGGAUGCAACAGUGUAAUAUCGAGCCUAAUUACGUUACUUUCCUUGGUGCUUUGUCGGCCUGUGGACAUGCUGGCUUGGUCACCAAGGGCCGUGAGAUCUUUGAGAGCAUGGAGAGAGAUUAUUCAAUGAAACCAAGGAUGGAGCAUUAUGCUUGCAUGGUUGAUUUGUUAGGUCGUGCCGGAAAUUUACAGCAGGCAUGGGAGCUUGUUAAAGGGAUGCCUGAGAAGCCCAAUUCUGAUGUUUGGGCAGCUCUGAUUAGUUCUUGUAAUAUUCAUGGCGAUGUAGAGAUGGCGCAUAUAGCUGCCAAUGAACUUUUUAAGCUAAAUGCUAAAGGUCGACCUGGUGCGUUUGUUGCAUUAUCUAACACCUUGGCUGCUGCUGAGAGAUGGGAUAGUGUGAGUGAGCUUAGGGAGACAAUGAAGUUACGAGGGAUAUCAAAAGAUACUGCUUGCAGUAGGGUUGGAACUGAAAUUGAUUUAUAA